Messenger RNA from Vicia villosa (hairy vetch), 1804 nucleotides. Its product is annotated as D-cysteine desulfhydrase 2, mitochondrial-like. The transcript is spliced from 7 exons. The record is from RefSeq and is a predicted model, not a curated record. Gene Ontology annotation, molecular function: D-cysteine desulfhydrase activity. Bases 104 to 1360 code for a protein of 418 amino acids. NCBI's taxonomy places the organism in Eukaryota, Viridiplantae, Streptophyta, Magnoliopsida, Fabales, Fabaceae.
AGAGAGUCUCUUUUCUCUAUAAGAUAAACCCACUUCAAUUGAAGGCGGUGAAACGAGAGGUACAUGAGACAGCAUACUUGCAAAAGUUUUCAACUAGUUUCACAUGAGAAACAAUAUUUGUUCAAACACUUUCCAGGUAAUUUCAAAACCUAAACUCCUAUGUGAGGAGUCUAUGAAAAAGUUACUCAACAGAAGAUGGACAUUGUCAACUCCUGAGACUAAAAUUCAUCAAGUAAUUCACAGAGAUAGAUUGGAUGGUACUAAUUUCUUCCAAUUGAACACCAGUCCCGAUUUUGGUGACCGCAAUGUUAAACAAAGGAAGAGCUUUUAUGUCGUGCGGGAUGAUUUGUUGCAUCCGCUAAUUAAUGGAAAUAAAGCAAGAAAAUUGGAUGGAUUGCUUCCCUUGCUUCAAGAUUAUUCAGUGACUGAUGUGGUUACCUGUGGAGGUUGUCAGAGUGCUCACACAGCUGCUAUUGCUGUUCUGUGUGCUGAGAGAGGAAUUACGUCACAUCUGCUUCUACGAGGAGAACAGCCUGAAAUUUUGACUGGCUAUAACUUGAUGUCUACAAUAUACGGAAAUGUCACAUAUGUUCCAAGAACUAUUUACGCCAACAGGGAAGACAUGCUAAAGAACUAUGCUACGUCAGUGGCCGGAAACAGUGGUUCUGUCUUAUGGUUCAGUGAUAUCAUUCAAGCUUCCUCAACAGCCGAAUUGUCUACUUCUCCAAAUUUUAUGCAAAUGGACGCAAGUAGAAGUGAGGGAAACCUUCCUCAAAAGAUUUUAGUUGUCAACGAAGGGGCUGGUGAUUCUGUUGCUCUACUAGGUAUUAUUCGGUUAGUGCAAUACUUAUCACAAAAUCAUUUACUUGGAAAACAAAAGGCCGUGAAAUUUGUCGUGGAUGCUGGUACUGGCACAACGGCUAUUGGUAUAGGACUUGCAGCCAUUUUUUUAGGACUUCCGUGGGAGGUACAUGCGGUUAUGCUUGCAGAUAAAAUUGAUGGGUACCGAAAACAGGAAAAACACUUGAUUUCUGAAUUCAGUAAGCAUUUCAAUGUUGAGUUUAGUGACCACGACGUAAACAAAGAAGAUGCUGGGAUUGUGCAUUGGGUGGAACGUUAUCGUCCAAGAAAAUUUGGUAAUAUUUUGGACAGCGAAAUGGUUGUAUGUCAGCAAAUUGCGCAGCAAACUGGGAUUCUAGUGGAUCCUGUUUACACAUUAGCUGCUUGGGAAAGAGCAAUGCUUCUCUCUAAAGAGGAUGAAGAAGGAGCUGAAGUGGUGAUGCUUCACACUGGAGGCACGUUGGGCAUGUUUGGGUUAGCACAGAGGUACAAAAAUUAUUUUGGCAUGCUCAAAAAGUGACUCAAUCAUUAUUAGAAAAGAAUGAUUUGAAUUAUUUUUGUACACAAGUAAUGUAUUUUCUUUUGGAAUAUACAGUUUUGUUUUUUUUUAAAUUUUUUUAUUUUGGAAUGUGUCAAUGUUAUGCAGAGUAUGAUUGAAGUUCAAAUUUUCAAUUUCCAGGGCUUAAAUAGUCUACAAGUUUUGUUUUUUUUUUUUGCAUUUUAUUGUCCAGCAAUUUAUUUAUUUUAUUCCGAGGGAAGCUUGCAGGGCACUAAGCUAAAACUCUGAGGGAAAAAUUCUUACCAAGUCAUUCUAAAGCAAAGGAUACAUUAGGUUACUUGUGGGAGAAAUGUGAAAUGAUGAAAACCAAAUCAAUCACCUGUUUGUCCUCCCUGAAAGAUUGAGUGGUAUAUUAAAUUCAGAGAGAACAAUGAGAGAAUCUAAAAGUAAAUUUAAAAGUUGAAU